Molecule: messenger RNA, 4081 nt
Organism: Spea bombifrons (plains spadefoot toad)
Lineage: Eukaryota; Metazoa; Chordata; Amphibia; Anura; Pelobatidae
Gene: SYNPO2L
Product: synaptopodin 2 like
Exons: 4
Coding region: 124-3366 (1080 amino acids)
Biological process (GO): positive regulation of actin filament bundle assembly
Cellular component (GO): actin cytoskeleton; Z disc; nucleus
Molecular function (GO): actin binding
Source: RefSeq, a predicted model, not a curated record
GCUCCCAGAAGAGCUUAGAGCAGCUAGGAUCUGCCAUCCUGCUGUUAGCUUGUGUACACCACAGGGAGAGACGGAUAGUGAUGGAGAUCAGAUAGGCCAACCUGGCGAACAGAAGAGGCAACUAUGGGUACUGAUGACCAUAUCCUAAUCUCCUUGUCUGGAGAGGGCCCAUGGGGCUUCAGGCUACAGGGGGGAUCAGAGAAAAGCUUACCUCUCCUUGUGUCUAAGGUACGCAAGCGCAGCAAGGCAUGCCGAGGCGGUCUACGGGAAAAUGAUGAGCUGAUAUCAAUCAAUGGGAAGGUCUGCGCUGGAUUAUCACAUGCAGAAGCGAUGCUAAUGAUAGACUCAUCUGGCAGCAACCUCUAUCUUCGUGUGAAGCGGGCAGGAGCUGGAGCUCAGACUGUUCCACGGCCCCACAGGAGUCAAGACCCACCCAGCUCUUGGGCUGUAUCAUCGUCCUCCAAAUCCACACCUGGCCAGCCAAAGCUGCUACAUCUGGAGAGUAUCACUUCUCCUCCAGACAGUGAGGCAUACUACGGGGAGACUGACAGUGACGCAGAUAUCCAAACAUCUCCAGGGCAUCCCCAAAGCACUCAGCAACAUCAUAGCCAGCAACAACUUCCUCCAGAGAAGCACCGGAGGGCACGUAAAAAGAGCCCCAGAUCCCCUCCAGGAAACAACAUGAAAACUGAAACAGAGCAACAGUCCCUUUCUGAAAUGAGUGGGUACGAGAGUGGGCCUGGUUGUGUUUCUGAGUGUGCUGUGGUCCCAACAGGAGGGGUGGCCAAGAGGGAAAUCACUUAUCAACCCGGGGGUAGUAGAGCUGAAACCCCCUUCUCAGAUGUAGAAGGAUUUCUGCCAGCGGAGGAGGAACAGCAGAUAUCCAGUGUCUCUGCCCCUUCACCCGAAUCUUUACUGCUGCCCCAUGCCACCAAGACCAUCAGAGCUGAGAGGCAUCUAAUCCCUAUGAUCGGACCAGUGGAGCACCCUGUAGAUGAAGAUCUGACAACCUCCUACUCAGAAAAAGCCAAAGAAGCAAAGCUCCAUCGUAGUGAGAGUGUACAGGAGAAAAAUGUCAAGGAAGCUAGAACUAAAUGCAGAACAAUUGCAUCUUUGCUGACAGAUGCCCCAAACCCACACUCCAAGGGAGUGCUUAUGUUUAAGAAGAGACGACAGAGGGCAAAGAAAUAUACUCUGGUGAGUUACGGCAGUGUGGACGAGGAUCGUUACAACGAGGACGAGGACGGUGUAUUCCCAACAAGUGAAUCAGAAUUUGAUGAAGAAGGUUUCUCAGAUGCUCGUAGUCUAACAAACCACUCAGACUGGGACAGCACCUAUUUGGACAUUGAAAAGCCCAAAAUGGAACAUGAGCAACAGGAGGAAAAAGGACUGAGUGAGGCAUCAGGAAAGGGAGCUGAAAUGUUUGAGAUGCAAAGACAGAGAUCAGAACAGUUUUCUGUCGAUACUAUUCCUCCACAGAAUCCUCAAGAACAACAGACAGCAAGACCAGUACCACCACAAAGAAGAACAGCAAGUGCUCGUUCAUCAGUUAAUGCGGAGAGAAGUCAAGAUACUGGAAGUUCAGAGAGCACUAAAGUGGCUAGCACAAAUAUAUCAUUAUCUACUUCUCAGCCUACACAGGAAAGCAAUGUCGAUGCAUCUGCUACUGCUGAUGGCAUCUUUAAUAGGUCAGCAAGGCCAUUUACUCCUGGUCAAGUUGGGCAGCGCACAGUAGCUUCAUCAGUUACAUUCAAUCCUUCUACUCAAAAGAGAGUAAGUGAAUGUGUGCAAAACUUAACACCUUCACCAUUUACACAGUUCAGCCCAACCGCUUUAGUUAGUACUCAAAAGGCUUCUGGGAGUUCUGUUGCAUCGCUUUAUAUUCCAGCACCGGGAAAGCCAACUGUGUCAUCAACAACCCAACAUGCAGAAGGUACAAGAGCUUCAGAGAUCCCCUCAGUUGCAAUCACACCAAGAACCACAACUGCUUCUAUUUACCUCUCAUCGCCAUUGCGUCCAUCAGGUCCUCAGACAGAAAGUUCACAGCCAGUUGCAUCUAAACUAACAGAUCCCACUCCAGUGACCCCAUUGGCACACCCUGCAUCUCACAUAGUCAGCCCAGCAUCCAGUGUGUUGAAGGAAGCACCUUCUUUCACCCCUGCAGUAACUUCUAUAAACCUGUCACCGGAGUCUGUGUCUUCAAGAGAACAAAGAAUUUCUGUACCUGUUGGACGUACUGGUAUCUUGAAUGAGGCUCGGAAAAGAGGAGGCAGAAAGCAGAUGUUUGCCAAAGUGGAGGAAAAAAAGUGUUUACCCAACCCAGAGCUGCUGUCUAUGGUGCAGAACCUAGAUGAGAAGCCCAAGCAAGACCAACCUGGAACAGGGUUUGAAUCUGGACCUGAAGAGGAUUUUCUUAGCCUAGGAGCUGAAGCAUGCAAUUUUAUGCAGUCCUCAGCACGCAAAUUGAAAGUACCUCCUCCUGUGGCUCCUAAACCAAGUUUAAAAGCAACACCAGAGCAACUUGUAAACGGUAACCAAGACAUGCCCCAGCUUAAGGGUAAAGGAGCGGAAUUGUUUGCAAAAAGGCAAAGUCGUAUGGACAAGUUUGUGGUUGACUCAACACGUUCUUCUAGCUCCAGGCCUAAUUCCAGACCCAGAACACCUUCCCCAACACCUUCUCUUCCUUCUGCUUGGAAAUAUUCAUCCAAUAUACGUGCACCACCCCCUAUUGCCUACAAUCCAAUACAUUCUCCAUUUUAUCCCUUAGCAGCAUCCAAAUCUCAGCCUAGCAAAGUUGAGAGCAAAGUGAAAAAAAGCCCUCCUGGUAAAGCUAGAAUGCAGGCCAUUGAUUUCAUGCGUCAUCAGCCUUACCAGCUAAAUUCAGCAAUGUUCUGUUUUGGUGAUUCUUCAAAUACCACAAAUCAAAAUCCAUCAAGCCAAGAAACUGGUAAAUCUCAUUUACUGAUCACUCCAGCUAGGCAAGCUCCUGUGAAAACUGCAAGAACUCAUGACAUUAAACGCUUCUCAACUCCAACUCCAAUGUCAUCCUCGGUCAACAUGGCACCUACUGUGUUAACCCCUCGAUCUGCAACUACACUUGCUGAGCCAGUAUGGAGAACAGAUGUGACCUGUCAAUCUAUGCCAUCCAGUGCUGUAACUGCUACUCCUUACCAAACACCACCCCAGGGUGUUCUUCAGAAUUUUGACACUGUUGAAAAUAGGGCUGCUACAGUUCUCAGUCCCACCAGCUCAAUCACUUCACCUAGAUCAUCAAUUUCUAGGAUCCAGGUCCCCAAGCCCAGGUUUUCUGCAUCCAAAAUAGGAAUACAGGCUAAUGUAUGGCGGCCAGCAAAAGUAACCUUUUAAUAUCAAGAACAAGAAUGUAUGGAGCAAUCAACCUUCCAAGUUAAAAAAUCUUGCUAAAAUUGUUUUGUUUAAUUGUUUUGUGACUUGUGUAGACAAAAGGACUUCUCUAGUAUCUCCCCAGAGCUCCUACUUAAUAUGUUAAGACUGUAAUCUGUCUGGCAGAACUGAGAAAUUAAGUACACAGAUAAGGUAAAAUAUGAAAGCAUACGAUGGCAUGAUGUCUCUUGAUGGACCAGUGAAGAAGUGAAUAUGAAAUAGCUAUGACUAUGACAACAAAGAUGCAGAUAAGUUUGAUAUCAAUAAGAUUUUCAAUUAAGGUACAAGGAAAGGAAUGCAAGUCCUAACUGAAGAACACUCGCAGAGAUAAAAUAAUAAUGGACAUUGUGUGGAUAGUAGUUGAUGGCUUAAGAUAUGAAACCAGUUAUGCUGCCCCUUUAUCUUGAAGUGACAAUUAUCAGUCCGGACUCAAACCCAGAAAAACACGUGUGCAGACUUGUUACAUUAAUAUUGUAUCUCCUUAGCCACACAAAUGUUGGGUGUGUUUGCUUUUCCAGACUGCCAAUUACAGUGAUGGAAAGCUAAAUCUUUGUGUGGUGCACGGUAAGCAUCCUGUUUGGAGUAUUACUAUUGGAGUAUUAAGAAUCCAAUGUUUGAUGUGUUUAGUAAAGACUUCUAAUAAAUGCUCUGUUUUCAAUAAACACGGCUUGAGAAGAAA